ACGGCCAGUCAGAGCCAUAUUUACCCACCGUAUUCUGCUUGUGUAGUUUUUUUAGCGAUGCGGAAUUUGCAUUGUUGCUUCAGUGUCAUAUUCCAUCAUGUAAAGCUAAAUGCCGUGUGAUGUUUUUGCUAUUUUAAACCACUGUAAACUGCAAUUAACUAUCAGAUUGUCGAGGCUGAACUAUGGCUGUGACCGUCCAGCCAUUGGUUAGAUUUAGGCAACAUGGAUGUAAAAUCUCAAUGCCCAAAUCCAUUUUCAGAGUUGUGAACUGCAUUUGUGGGCAGGGGCUGAGUGUAAUCUGAAAGUCACAUGAUGUCGUGGGUGUGAUUUAAAAGGUGGUUUCAAGAUUCAAUGAAAAGAAGUGCGAAUAUUUAAUCUGAGCAAACAGAAGCCCGCUGAUUCUUAUUCGGGAAGCUGUUGGGAAACGUUGACAAGCCAAAUUGUCGUGUGCUCCAGAUGUUGAGGCUCAGUGUGUGGCUGGCAGUGGGGGCCUUUGUGUCCUGUAAAAUCCCAUGUCCCGACGAAACCGUCUGCUCCGAUCACACAACCUGCUGCCAGACUGAGCAGGGGUACAGCUGCUGUGGAUAUCCCAAUGCGGUAUGCUGCCCAGACUUGUCCCACUGCUGCCCUCAAGGGUUUCGCUGUGACUUGGUUUCCCAGCAGUGUGAGAAAGUCACGACGUCAUGGAUGGACUCUCCAUUUCUGCUGAAAAAAACUGCUGGUGGACCUCCCGUCAUCCCACUUCAAUCAUUGCCAUACUCCAAUAUUAUUGAAAAGACACGUGUGCCAAUUAUGGUAGAUGCCAGGGGUAGUGAGGGCGAGUUUGGAGUCAUUCGCUGCAGUUCCAAGUUCUUUUGCCCACAAGGCACAUCUUGCUGCAAAGGAUUGUCAUCGGAAUCUUGGAAUUGCUGUCCCUACCCACUGGGCCAAUGUUGUGCAGAUGGUCAGCACUGCUGUGAAUAUGGCUACACAUGCAACAUCCACCCCUUAGCAUGUAGCAGAAGAACCUUCGUGAGUCCAUCCACAGCAUUGAUUCAGGAACAUCCUCAACAUGACCGGUGAUACUUUGUUGUUGUUGACAAUUCUCGUUUAGAGUUUACUUUUCAAUGUAUUACAUGUAAUCAAUGUUAAAAGAAUAAAACAAAGCAGCUUCCUCAACCUGAAUUUCACCUGUUGGGUGGUCAUGAUGCUGUAGUCAACUGGGUACCUACGAGCUAUUUUCAUAAACACUUUUUUCAUA
Molecule: messenger RNA, 1240 nt
Organism: Hippocampus zosterae (dwarf seahorse)
Lineage: Eukaryota; Metazoa; Chordata; Actinopteri; Syngnathiformes; Syngnathidae
Product: progranulin-like
Exons: 5
Coding region: 457-1062 (201 amino acids)
Cellular component (GO): extracellular region
Source: RefSeq, a predicted model, not a curated record